AAGGCGGGCGGCGGUUGCCAACGAGACGGACGAUGAUUGACGGUGGACUGCAGCGUGGGCAAUGAGUGCCCCGGUAUCGCCAGGGAAGCGGACUAUGAGUGAUAGCAGCUUGCACAAGUUGCUGGGGUCUCUCUACCCCCGCGUAACCUCUAUCCAGACGUUCAUUGCACAGAUCGAUGAUGUUGCACCACCAGUGUUGGUAGAGGCGUUUGAUACCGAUAACUAUAAGCGUUUUAUCUCCCAACUCAUCGUCUGCGUUCCCAGGGAAGCAAAGCCUCUAUGGCGGCCGGUCACAUUUCAGCAGCUCUCUACGCAGAGCGAUGUGGUUAUGCGAGUCAUUCAAAGGAUUUGUGAAAAGAGGAAAAGAAAUGUGCUAAGUUUUGGUUACAACAAUGCAACUGAAACAAGUUUCAUCCCUGUCAGUUCUACCCUCAACGCACGCAGUUAUCAAAUAAAUACCACCACGGCUGUUAUCAAGACCAGCGUGCUGUGGAAAACGUUGGUGAGCAGGAUUGGGGAUGAUAUCAUGAUGUAUUUGCUGGAGCACUGCUCCCUCUUUAGGCUAGUCCCACCAAGCUGUUGCUUUCAGUUAUGCGGCGUUCCCAUCUAUAGCCUCCUUACAAGUGGUACUCAACUCCAGUCUACCUGGCUCAGGCAGAGGCCAGUGCAAUAUCGGUCCAGCCUUGCACUAAGACGUGCUCAAAAGAAAGUCAGCUUCUAUCAGGAGUUCCUCUCGAAGAGGAGGAAAUGGAAGGAAAGAAUCUCAGGACCUGGAAAUCUAUCAGCGAAAGGACCACCUGGUGCAGAGCGCAGCAAGUGGAAAAUUCGAGAAGCACCAAAUGUUGUCCGAUGCAAAUCUGUAAAGAGGGCAAGACUUGAAGCUGAUAUUGGAAGAUGGACAUCAAACGAUGUGGUCACCAAAAAUGGAAGGUCGCUAAAACGAUUUCUGGACGAUGAUAGAGUGGAGGCUCCUGCAAAGAGGUUAAAAGGAAGCGAGCUGUCAAUACUGAAGGAAAAUAAAAUGACAGGACAUGAAAGAUCGCUUGUGGAAAAUCAGUCCCCUGAGGCAACUGAGCAAUCUGGUGGUAUAACUGAUCAGUCAGGCGAAGGGAUUAUGGACUGGAAUGGAAAAGGUAGUAAUGUUAAUGAAUGUAAAUCAAAAGAUGCCAAAUUCACUUCACUAAUGAGCAGAGUGGAGGAAAAUGUCAGUGCUGACUCCAAAAGGCAGGAUCCAGAGACUGAUGCCAAGGCACGGGAGCUGACUGAAGGCAAAACAAAUGGACAUGUCGUGCAUGGUGUAGAAAUUCUUUCUUCUGACAAAGGUGUUCUGUCCCCUGUAGUUGAAGAGCAGGCUUCAGUAUUCACAGGACUUAAAGCUAAAAACACAGUGGUGCACUAUGAACGUGGAAAGAAUUGUGAUAACUUCACUGUUGCAGGAAUUGGUGAACAGAAUGAAUGUCAGGAAAUAGAAUGUGCAAGAACGAAAAAGUCCAAACAAGAUGGCAGGGAAAUGAGCAAAAAUCAAAGCAGCACCCACAGCACCAAAUCCACCACUGGAGAGAACGUUUACUGCAAUGAUGCCAGUAAAGAUGGACAGUGUCACGCAGAGUUUGGUGGAAUAGUGAAACCUAUAUUCUCUGGGACAUCACUACAUCCUUUUAAAGAUGCUCCUGCAACAAAAAAAAGACCAUGGAGUGAAAUAUAUAUUGAACGAGGGAGUAUAAUGUACUGUAAUAAUAAUGCUGAAUGUUUACCAAAGACAUUUAUAUUAAAUCAAUUGCAGGAUUUUAGCACAGGUGGUCAGAGGCUUGUAGAAGCCAUAUUCUUAAACAGAAAUACAUCAGGGACUAAGAUGGUACAAGUGCAGUAUAGUAAUCGCCGGAGAAGGAAAAAGUUUCCAAAGCGCUACUGGCAAAUGAGAAAUAUUUUCCUUCGACUGUUGAGAAAUCAUAAACGCUGUCCAUAUCUGCAAAUAUUGUCUAGGAAUUGCCAAGUUAACGUUCAGAAAGGACGAAAGGUCAAUAAUACUUCACAUGCUGAGUCAAGCAAUGAGCCAAAUUCCUCUUCUGUUACAAAGAUGGCUUUAGGGCCUUUCAGCAGCUGUGCUGCAGGAUUGAAAUCUAAUAGUCCUGUUGCUUCAAGUGGCCACCUAAUUGAAAAACAGCAACAUGUAUUGGACAAAAGCUUAAAGGAUCAUCUAUCAGUGAGCACUGACCUUCAUGGCCACAACUCUACAACUGGAAGACACUUGGAAGGGUGUACAUAUUCUUGGAGAUCUUCGGAAUGUCCUGGUGUGUGUCCUGAGCAGAGUCAUCCUCCUGAAGAUCCAGCCUCAGAACCAAAAACAGAUGAAAAGAUCAGAACCUCUGUAGACUUGGACCAUAGUGAAAGAUCAAGUAGUUCAGACAAGGAUUUGCUGCGUUUGCUUAAGCAGUACAGCUGUCCACUCCAGGUCUACCGAUUUGUAAGGGAGUGUUUGCUCAAGGUUGUAUCAGAUGAACUUUGGGGUUCAAAUCACAAUAAAUGCCGUUUCCUGAAGAACGUGAAGAAGUUUAUUUCCUUGGGGAAAUUUGAUAAAUUCUCUUGCAGUGAACUGAUGUGGAAAAUGAGAGUGAAUGACUGUAUGUGGCUUCGGCUCAACAAAGCCCAGCACUUUGUCCCUGCCUCAGAACACCAGUUACGUGAAGAUAUCCUGUCCCGCUUCCUAUUUUGGCUGAUGGACAAUUACGUGGUACAUCUGCUCAAGUCCUUCUUUUACAUUACGGAGACAACAUUCAUGAAAAACACACUUUUCUACUACAGGAAAUGUGUUUGGAAAGAAGUGCAGAGGAUUGGUGUUCGAAACCAUCUAGCAAAAGUACAGCUACAACCAAUUUCAUACAAGGAUGUGGAACAGAAACUUCAACAGAAGAGCACAGCGCCACCUUCCAGUUUACGGUUUAUUCCAAAGAAAAAUGGCUUGCGGCCAAUUGUGAAAAUGCGAAAUAUAACAGGACCGAAAAUCUCUGGGAAAAGGCGCAACUUUAACAGGACUCAGAUGAAGGUCCUUUUUGAUGUGCUGAAUUAUGAGCAACAACAGAACCCAGCCCUAAAGAGCUCCUCUGUGUAUGGACUCGAUGACAUUUAUAAAGCAUGGAGGGAGUUUGUGUUACAGAAGUUGAAAGCUGAAAAAGUGAGCGGUGGACGUCCUUAUUAUUUUGUCAAAGCAGAUGUUACUGGUGCCUAUGAUGCUAUUCCUCAUGCCAAGUUAAUGGAAGUCAUUUCGGGCAUACUGGAUCUUGAAGUACCAGAGAACUAUUGUAUACGGCGCUAUGCGAAAAUAUGGGUGGAUGCUGCUGGACAAGUUAGAAAGACUUUUAAAAGACAGGUUUCCACUUUGAUGGAUCUAAUGCCAACCAUGAAGGAGUUUGUGUCCCAUCUACAGCAGAAAGGCUUUCUGCAAAACACAAUACUGGUCAAUCAGGGCUUAACAAUGAAUCAGAACUCUGAAGACGUGUUCACUUACUUCAAGCAAAUGAUUGAAAGCAACAUUAUUAGUAUAGGAGGCAAGUAUUAUGUGCAGUGCUGUGGAAUACCGCAGGGUUCCCUGGUCUCAGCCUUGCUUUGUAGCUUGUGUUAUGGGGAUAUGGAGAACAAGCUCUUCAGUGGAAUUCAAGAGGAUGGGUUGAUGAUGCGAUUGAUUGAUGACUUUUUGCUGGUUACACCACACUUGUUACUUGCUAAAAAGUUUCUAAGAACUCUGGCUGCAGGAAUCCCAGAGUAUGGCUGCUUCAUAAGUCCACAUAAAACUGUAGUCAACUUUCCUGUUGAUGAGGAUCUUCCAGGCUGCAGUACAGCAAGAUCCUUACCAGAACACUGUCUUUUUCCUUGGUGUGGUCUGCUAUUCGACACACAGACACUGGAAGUCUACUGUGACUAUUCCAGUUACGCAAAUAUCUCCAUUAGAUCAAGUCUUACUUUCAACUGUAGUUCCAAAGCUGGACAAAAUAUGAAGAGAAAACUACUGGCUGUUUUGAAGCUGAAGUGUCACCAUAUCUUCCUAGAUCUGGAGGUCAAUACACUGAGAACAGUUGCCAUCAAUGUUUAUAAGAUAUUUCUUCUCCAGGCCUACAGAUUCCAUGCUUGUGUUUUGAGGCUUCCCUUUGGUCAAAGAAUAAAGGACAAUCCUUCAUUCUUCCUUGAUGUCAUCUUUGACAUUGUCACUUGUUGUUAUACCAUUCUUAAAGCUAAAAACCGAGGGAUUUCUUUAGGCUCCAAAGAUGCUUCUGGCCCUUUUCCUUUUGAAGCUUCCCAAUGGCUGUGCUGCUGUGCUUUCACUGUCAAACUGUCCAAUCACAAGGCUGUUUACAAGUGUCUACUGGGACCUUUGAAAACCUGCAAAGCCAAAUUGCAAAAGAUUCUACCACGCUCCACAGUCCUGUUGUUACAGAAUAUAACCCAGCCAUCUCUUCAUCAGGAUUUUGCUGCCAUCUUGGACUAAAGCAGAAUUGGAAAUACUUGGAAUUCAAGGAUCUAGCCAAGAGAUUGAGUUAACACCAAGAUGUUAAUAGAUUUCGCAGCACAUGAACCUUUAAUUGCAGUUGGAGAUUUUUGCAUUAGCCCUACAAUCUACAGCAUUUUAUAAGUGUCUUAUGCUGGUGAAUGUUGAUUUGCUCUAUGCCUCGAUAAGUGGGAAUAUGUGGAAAAGAAUAUUAAUGAUUUGUCACAGGAUUACACAAGUUUAUCGUAAAAGGAAUUUACCUUUAUGCCAAG
Pristis pectinata (smalltooth sawfish) is the source of this 4752-nucleotide messenger RNA. It is a transcript of the gene tert, whose product is annotated as telomerase reverse transcriptase. Gene Ontology annotation, cellular component: telomerase catalytic core complex. Lineage: Eukaryota; Metazoa; Chordata; Chondrichthyes; Rhinopristiformes; Pristidae. The record is from RefSeq and is a predicted model, not a curated record. Gene Ontology annotation, biological process: telomere maintenance via telomerase. Bases 62 to 4480 code for a protein of 1472 amino acids. The transcript is spliced from 17 exons. Gene Ontology annotation, molecular function: telomeric repeat DNA binding; telomerase RNA binding.